AUGAAUGCUAUUAGAAUUGUAAGAAAAGGCAUGCUCUCCUUCACUGUAGGCAACCUUGUAGUCACUCGCAUCGAUGUCAAUAUCAUCUUCAAAGUGGAACAUAAACACUCUCACUCCAUCGGGCGUCGACUCUUAAUUGACCCUGCUGGAAAUCCCAUUCUCACUCUACCUCGAUGUAACUUAAUGAGUUUCGACGAUAGAUGGCAAGUGUUUAGGGGCGAUAGCAAAGAAUCAAGGGAUUUGAUUUUUAGUGCUAAGCGCUCUUCAGGGUUCCAAUUGAAGACCACAUUGCAUGUUUUCUUAGCAAAUAACACCACUGAGAAUGCACGUGACUUCAAAAUCAAAGGAAGUUGGCUCCAACGAUCUUGCGUCAUAUAUGCUGGGAAGUCUUCUACCAUCAUUGCCCAAAUGCAUAAGAAGCAGACUGCUAACUUGUUUGCCAAUGAUACUUUCAUAGUGACAAUUUCUCCUGGUAUUGAUUAUGCAUUCAUAGUUGCGCUUAUUGUGAUUCUUGAUGCAAUUAACCUUGAUAAUGGCGAUUAAUAUCAAGGAUUGAGUUGAUCAAGUCCAAUCAAUUCGAUCUAUUAUGUUUGUGCAUGCCCCUUGCCUUUGUGGUUAAUCUUGCCCCGGGCCCUUCUUUUCUUUUUUCGC
Molecule: messenger RNA, 651 nt
Organism: Prunus persica (peach)
Lineage: Eukaryota; Viridiplantae; Streptophyta; Magnoliopsida; Rosales; Rosaceae
Product: protein LURP-one-related 15
Exons: 3
Coding region: 1-543 (180 amino acids)
Source: RefSeq, a predicted model, not a curated record